CACAGCUGCUGUCUGGGUUGUUUCAACCCGGAAAAUGAUUUUUGGGGCACUUUUAGAGCAGCAUGCAUAUGCAGGACACAGACAGGCAGGAGGUCUCUGUGUCUGUAGCAGCAUCUCCGGUGAGGCUGGGGGACACCACCUCAUCUACACGCACCACCAGCACCGUGGUACACCAAGUUUGUGGCCUCUCACCACUGCUCUUCUCUCUCUACACAAACAACUGCACCUCAACGCACCCAGUUGUCAAACUCGUGAAGUUUGCAGACGACACCACAGUCAUCGGCCUCAUCAAAGACGGUAACGAGUCUGCGUAUCGACAGGAAGUGGAGUGGCUGGAGCUGUGGUGCGUCCGACACAACCUGGAGCUGAACACGCUCAAGACUGUAGAGAUCAUCGUGGACUUCAGGAGGCAUCCUUCGCCACAUCUGCCCCUCACGCUGUCCAACUGCCCUGUGUCAGCUGUCGAGACCAAGUUCCUCGGAAUUAGAGUCUCUGAGGACCUGAAGUGGGAGAUCAACAUCAAUUCCAUCCUCAAAAAGGCCCAGCAGAGGACGUACUUCCUGCGGCUUCUGAGGAUGCAUGGCCUGCCACAGGAGCUGGUGAGGCAGUUCUACACAGCAGUCAUCGAGUCAGUCCUGUGUUCAUCCAUCACAGUCUGGUUUGGUGCUGCUACAAAAAAGGACAAACUCUGACUGCUGAAAAGAUUCCCGGUACCCCCCUACCCACCCUUGAGGACUUGCACGCUGCCAGAACUAAGACAAGAGCGUGCAAAAUCCUCUUGGACCCUCCACAUCCUGGUCACCACCUCUUCCAGCUCCUUCCCUCAGGUAUGCGCUAUCGAUCAAUGCAAACUAGAACAAGCAGACAUUCCAACAGCUUCUUCCCUCUUGCCAUUAACUUCUUAAGCAGUCAACUUUCAAUUCCAUUGUAACAUGCUGCCAAUUUGUCUUGAAAUUGUAGGCACAUCUCUGUCGGGCCAAUUAUACUGUACAUUACUCGUGCACUCACUGUAGUAGUCCACCUUGCACUACUUGAAUUUCGGUUGUUUUCCAAUACUGGCCACUCAUGUGCUUGAGAAGCAUCUGCACCAUUUGCACAAUUGACAUUGUCCCAGAUUAUUUACUACUAGUCACUUUAAACUGCACAAAUUUCUAGAAGUCUCUGCGCCAUUUGCACAUUGGUCACUGCACCAGACUAUUGUUCUAUUAGUCAUUUCAAACUGCUCUAAUUGUUAUAGGACAGUUGUCAAAAAACAAAAACAAAACUGUACCGGCAUUACCACAUAUACUUGUAACCUUUUAUUGCUCAAUGACUGUGUUUUUAUGUUUUUAUGUCUCAAAGGUCAUACUACUGCAGC
Messenger RNA from Phyllopteryx taeniolatus (common seadragon), 1357 nucleotides. RefSeq lists its product as uncharacterized. Gene Ontology annotation, molecular function: methyltransferase activity; 2-oxoglutarate-dependent dioxygenase activity. The record is from RefSeq and is a predicted model, not a curated record. Bases 63 to 692 code for a protein of 209 amino acids. The transcript has 2 exons. NCBI's taxonomy places the organism in Eukaryota, Metazoa, Chordata, Actinopteri, Syngnathiformes, Syngnathidae.